AUGUGUAUUUCCUCCUUUUUAUAUCUUAUUUUUUUAUUUGUACCCCCAAUGGAUAGCCAAUACAUAGAAUCACAAGAAAAUUUUAGUACAAAUUUACCAGAAAUGACAGGAACAACAAUCAUGGCCGUGAAAUACGACGAAGGAGUUUUGGUGGGUGCUGAUUGUAGGACUUCAAUGGGUACAUAUGUUUCAAGUAGAUUUACUGACAAGUUAACUAAAAUUUCUGAUAAUAUUUACUGUUGUAGGUCUGGUAGUGCUGCUGACACACAAGCCAUAGCACAAUACGUUAAGGAAGUUGUGCAACGAAGCUCGUUUAUUGAUAAAGAGAUACCCUCUGUAAAAAAAGCUGCAAUGAUUGCAAAAGAAAUUAUAUAUAAAAAUCCAAGCCUUUUAGCGGGCUUAAUAAUUGCAGGAUAUGAUACCAGCCCAAAAAUUUAUAAUAUAUCACUUGGUGGGACAAUUACAGAGGCAGACUGGCAAAUUGGAGGAUCGGGAUCAGCAUACAUUUAUGGAUUAUGCGAUACUCUGUAUAAAGAUAAUAUGACACUUGAGGAAGCUAUUGAAUUUGUUAAACAAGCAAUUACUUGUGCGAUCAGGCGAGACAAUGCAUCUGGGGGAAGUAUUAGGAUGGCCUCAAUUUCUAGAGAAGGAGUUAAAAGAUAUUUUUAUUCUGGAGAAAAAAUUCUUAAUUAA
Vairimorpha ceranae is the source of this 693-nucleotide messenger RNA. RefSeq names its product proteasome subunit beta type-6. The record is from RefSeq and is a predicted model, not a curated record. NCBI's taxonomy places the organism in Eukaryota, Fungi, Microsporidia, Nosematidae. The transcript has a single exon. Gene Ontology annotation, cellular component: proteasome core complex. Gene Ontology annotation, molecular function: threonine-type endopeptidase activity. Bases 1 to 693 code for a protein of 230 amino acids.